Molecule: messenger RNA, 2311 nt
Organism: Cololabis saira (Pacific saury)
Lineage: Eukaryota; Metazoa; Chordata; Actinopteri; Beloniformes; Belonidae
Gene: ccdc15
Product: coiled-coil domain containing 15
Exons: 10
Coding region: 215-1471 (418 amino acids)
Cellular component (GO): centrosome
Source: RefSeq, a predicted model, not a curated record
GUGAGCGAAACUCAAAACAAACCCCUCUCCGUUUACGUGUUGGUGUUUUUCGGGUGCAUUUGUUUUUUCUUUUUGUUCAAGAAAGCCGUGGUUAUCUGCCAUAAUUAAGCAGACUCCACUCCCGCGUCAUUUUAUUACAACCUUCAGUCGCUACUUACUAUCCUUGUAGCAUUAGCAGCUCGUUCUGUUGGUGUGGUUGCUGAGAAGGCUACAAAUGAGUGUGGACCGGGUUAAAACCUCGACAGACCGCAAGAAAAACGUCUCAUCAUUGAGCCAGACCAAGGAACACAGACCCUUCCGAGCCAGCAAGGUGCUGGCGGAGAGGAGCCCGGCGGUGGUGGCGGUGGGAGCCUGGGUGGAGGCAGGAGAGGAGCUGCCGGAGCACCCGGCGACUCUGGCUUUGUUAACCGAGGAGCUGCUGGCCAGAAGGAGAAGGGAGGAAGAAGAGCGCCUCAGACGUUUUCAAGAUGAAGUACGUCACCGUGUGGCACAGCGAACUCAAGUCUACAAGAAAAGACAGCAUGCUCAGACACCUCCAGCGGUCAAAACUCACCACAAAUCACCCGGUAAAAUACAGAUAUCUGAAAGAAGUACUCCACAACAGAAGAGGAGCUCUGUUGAGCCGAGGGAAGGUGUGAGGCAUGCCAGACUCAGACUGGCUGCAUGUCAGAUGGUCCAGGAUGAGGAAAUGGCCUCAGAUCUUCCUGGAGGCAGAUGGAAUAUCUCUCCAGUCAGACAUAGGGCUGAAUCACGUGUGCUGAGAGCAGAGGAGGAUGUUCUGGGAGAGAAAGAUCAGGAAAAGGAAGAUGAAGAUCAUCUCUUCACCGAUCACCAUUUAUGCCCCUUUGUUCAGCAGAAGGUGGGAGGACAUGCUCAAUGGGAUCCUGAUGAAUUGAAUCUGCGUCCUGGUUCCAGCUUGAGCAUCCCACCAGUUCUCUGGCCUCUGACAGAGGAAGACGAGCUGAGGAAACAGCGUCAAUCUCAAUUUCUGAUGCACCGCCGUCUGUUCAUGAAUAUGGAAAGACAGCAAGUGAAGGAAAACAAACAGCACAGGAAGCACCUGAAGAGGACAGCAAGGAUCAAAGCAGAGAAAGAACAACUCCGUAUGAAGGAAGAGAGGCGGUUGGAGAGAGCUCAGCAGAUUGACGAGGCCAGAAAGAAGCUGGAGAAGCGAGAGCUGCUGAUUUUAGAGCGAUUGAAGCUUGAGGAGGAGGAGACGGCAGCACAGCUGCAGAGAAGUAAACAAGAGGAAAAAGGAAAAAAAGCGGGAAGGUCCGUUGAGGCUCUGAGAGCUCAGAUGAAGGAGCGGCUGUCUCAUGCCAAGCUGGAGCUUCCUCCUCUCUGCUACUGCGCAUCCUCUUUCUGGGACUCGCACCCUAACACCUGCGCUAACAACUGUGUGUUCCACAACAAUCCCAAAGCUUAUGCCCGGGCCCUUCAUUCAACAAUGGCGAAUUUGACGUUACAGUAGAAGAAGCUGAUGAGCUGCGACGGACAGUGUGUUAUAGAGCUGUUUGGUUUAGGUUUAAGGGAGCAGUCUGAUAUGUUUUUAAUGCAGUGUACAUUUAGACAAUAUCAAUUUUAUUACUGUCUGUACACUGAAUCCAACGCAUCCAAGUUUGUCUAUCUUCUGAUACAUGUCGGUUUGCAUACUGAUAUUGAUGUUUCCUAGUGUUUUCUUUUAGCAUCAGCCCAAUAGGAUAAUAAAUUUAACUUUUAAUACUUUUAGUUUACAAUUACUUGACCCAGUGGCUUUUAUUAUAUACUUGAACAAACGGCAAUUCCAUCAUCAUUAGGUGAACUUCGUCUUUGAUGCUGACUGCAGUAGAUUGAAAAUAUUUUUAUUAUGGAUGCCGUGUCACAGUUGGUAUGUGUAGGACCCAGAUGCAGGAGACGAAAGUAACAAAGUACAUGAUUUAUUUAAAAUAAAAGCGCUGCUGAGCAGGAUUCAAAACAAAACAAGAGUCUAAACUUGACAAAUACCAAAAAAACAUGAUUGAAAACAUGGCGGUGAGAAGAGUACGGAUCAGCAGGGAGCAAAGGAAAGACAAGAUAUACACAUAGGACUUUACUAAACACGGGUGCUGACGAUCAGGGCAGGUGGGAAUAAGGAAAGUCGAGACUAAAAUAAAACAUACCGGUAAUGACGAGGGUUUUCACAAUAAAACAGAAACCUAAAUACCAAAACUGAGAGAACUCAAAAACCAAAAUGCUGUUAGCAAUGUAGGGACACAAAGCCGUGAGCCUGACUGUGAAGAAUCUGAAUCUUCUAAAGGUAUGUAUUUUAUUCACAAUAAUUUUUUUUUUUUUU